Messenger RNA from Formica exsecta, 1470 nucleotides. RefSeq names its product lipoyltransferase 1, mitochondrial (gene Lipt1). Gene Ontology annotation, molecular function: lipoyltransferase activity. Gene Ontology annotation, biological process: protein lipoylation. The transcript is spliced from 4 exons. The record is from RefSeq and is a predicted model, not a curated record. Lineage: Eukaryota; Metazoa; Arthropoda; Insecta; Hymenoptera; Formicidae. Gene Ontology annotation, cellular component: mitochondrion; cytoplasm. Bases 206 to 1420 code for a protein of 404 amino acids.
AUAGAGGUCGUCAUAUAUCGACCGUUAAGCCAAGACUGAUUUUACACGUGGCACGAAGUGCAAAACAACUUUAAAAACCUCACGAUCUUAGACUAAGAUUGAUAUAUAAACAGCAGAAGUUACGUCACGGUGACCUUAACCAGGUAGUCCGCAGUCAAUCGACCGUUCGUCAACCAGAGAGUUCCGUUCUUUCAUACGCCAAGCAAUGUCUCUAUCCGUUAGACUGAUUCUCGCCAGACGGUGCAUGCCCUGUCUCGAUGGCAUCCGGCGAGUCGUCAGACAUGCAUCGACUUAUACCACGAACGAGGACAUCGAUCCGAUCAAGAAGUCGGUAUUCAUCUCGCAAUCCACGGACGUGUCUGUCAAUUUGGCGCUGGAGCACUGGCUGUAUCGCAACCUCGACCUCUCUAAACACCACGUACUGCUCCUUUGGAGAAACGAUCCGUGCGUAGUGUUCGGUCGUCAUCAGAAUCCCUGGCUCGAGUGUAACAUUCAUGUGGCUGAAAAGGAAAACAUUGUUUUGAUACGACGAAAUAGCGGUGGCGGUACCGUUUAUCACGACAGAGGCAACCUCAAUUUGUCAUUCUUCACGCCGAAACAAAGAUACGAUCGGAAGUAUAAUCUCAAUAUCAUCAAAACCGCCUUGUUCCGACAAUGGGGCUUAAAGAGCGAGAUCAACGAACGUGACGAUAUUAUAGUCGACGGAGAUUACAAGGUAUCCGGAACGGCUGCAAAGUUAGGACAAUCGAAUGCUUAUCAUCAUUGCACGCUUUUAGUUAACGUGAAUAAAAUCAAUCUGAGUUCUGCUCUUGCAAAAAAAGAGAAUGGUAUCAUUACGAAUGCGACGACUUCUACGCGUUCAAUAAUAAAAAAUUUAUCCGAUAUAAAUCGAAAUAUCCAAGUGGAUAAACUUAUAUCCGCUAUUGGCUGGGAAUAUAUGCGUACGAAAGCUCUUGUUCUCGAAGACGCGAGAUAUGAUCUUGUUCAGCAACAGAAAGGCUUCCAGUAUGUCAACCCAACCGAAGAUUGGUUUCCUGGAAUUGACAAGAUUAUCAGCGAGUUUCGUUCCUGGGAUUGGAAUUUCGGCAAGACGCCGAAGUUUACAGUUAUCCGUGAGCUCGAUGUUCCCACUCAUGAUGGUAAAAUGCAUCGCUUAAAUUUAAAAUUAGAGAUACAGAACGGUAUCGUAGAGGAAAUCAGAAUGACCUUGCCCGCUGGAUUAGUAUCAGCCGACAUUAAUCAAGAUGCAAGUGCGCAUCUUGAUCUUCAUGUGAUUAGCAAUCUUCGUGGUACAAGAUACAACCAUGAAGUAACAGAAAAUAUAAUUACUGAGAUUGGUGGCAAGAUCGUUACAUUAAACACGAGCCAAAGCGUAGAUGAUAACAAUGUAAGGAGAUUUGACGAGGCUACGUUACAAUGACCCGAAACUUCGGAUAACCACACUGUCUAAAGUUUUAUUGUGUUCAAAAA